Molecule: messenger RNA, 720 nt
Organism: Astyanax mexicanus (Mexican tetra)
Lineage: Eukaryota; Metazoa; Chordata; Actinopteri; Characiformes; Acestrorhamphidae
Product: NAD(P)(+)--arginine ADP-ribosyltransferase 2-like
Exons: 2
Coding region: 1-720 (239 amino acids)
Molecular function (GO): NAD+-protein-arginine ADP-ribosyltransferase activity; NAD+ poly-ADP-ribosyltransferase activity
Source: RefSeq, a predicted model, not a curated record
AUGGAGAGCAGUGCAGAGGAGUACCGCCUGGACAUGGCUGAAAACUCUGUGGAUGACUACUAUGAAGGCUGUAGAGAGGACAUGAAUAAGUUAGUGAGGUCAAAGUACAUACAAAAUGAAAAAAACAAUAAUCCUGGUUUUGCAAAUGCCUGGAAGAUUUCACUUAGUGAAGCUAAAAAUGGGGAACUUGGAAAGUAUCAAUCAGCUGCUAUUUACAUGUACACACGAGAACCAAACAGAGGAGUAGAUUACUCUUACAAUGAAUUUAACAAAGCCACUCGUGAUGGGAAACAAGCAUACGAAUCAGGACGCUUCCAGUUUUAUACUCUGUUUUUCUAUCUGACUGUAGCUAUUCAGCAACUCAAACCAAAUCCACGAGAGUGUGUGACCGUAUAUCGCAGAACUGACGUUAACUUUCAAACAGACGUUAUUGACCAUAAAAUCCGAUUCGGGGCUUUCACCUCCACUUCUCAUCUACAGGAUUUGAUUUAUUUUGGUGAAGAGUCCUGUUUUGAGGUUUACACGUGUUACGGAGCUGAUAUUGAACAAUACUCUGCAAUCCCAGGUGAGAGGGAGGUGCUAAUCCCCCCAUACGAGAUCUUUCGUGUAACAGCAAUUCAACAAAACACUUGGUGUAAGGUGGUUUAUGAACUCAAAAGUGAGGGUAAGAGGAGUAACCUUAACUGUGCAGCAGUUCAGCAGGAGAACCAUGAUUUAUAG